AUGGCUUCAAAAAAGACGAAACAGCAUAAGAUGUCGACGGCGGCACCGGGACCGUCGGUGUUUGAAGUGUACACCUACGUCGACACGGAGAAGAGCAUCGGCGAGCUGUUUCAGGCAGGACGCGUUAGUGAUGGGAAAUUAUACGAAAGGAAGCCAACUAGGAAAUUUCCUAUGGCAUACUAUGCACCAAAGCCACGUCCUCGUGGCAGUUCGGCCGGACAUUCACCUCAAGGCAGCAGUGAUGAUGGAAUGAGUAAUGCAAGCCGAAAUGCUUUAAGUCCGAGCGGAAGUCAGCAGGUUGCAACGCCUAUUCAUAAAAAGCAAGCAAGCGCACCGGAACUUGACACACAUCAUCUCGACCUGUACAAUAGACCCGUGCCUGUUCCACAAGUGAUUACACAUCAUCAUUCAAAAUCUGUCUCGGCCAUCCCUCCUAUGCCAGAUCCGGCAUAUACUGUUCCUCAGCACAAUCGAUCUGUAUCGCAUGAGGCAAACUACAACGCGUCGUUCGGAACUCAGCCAUCAUUCCAUGAACCAGUUCCUUCAUCGCUCUUCGAUCCGCGCGGGAAGAGUCAUUCACUUGAUCCGAUGAUUGUCGGAAUGCAUGAUCCGGGUUCUCAGAUGGCAGAUAAGAUGAGUUCACUUGGUCCAUUACCGCCAAAUUGGGAAAUGAAACUUGACGAGCUAGGAAAUCGUUAUUUCGUCGAUCACAAUACGCAGACUACAACCUGGUACGAUCCACGAAUACCUGAACAUAUGCAAGAAGAGGAAAUCCGCCAAAGACAUGCGUGCCAGCAACAACAACAGCAAUAUCACCAACAUAAUGUGAUGCAGCAGCAACCACCACAACAAGCCUACUUCCCUCCUCAACAGCAAAUUAUGCAUCAACCACAGCAUGCUUAUGCACAAAUGCCACCAACUCAGCCUGAGCAAACACAGUAUCCCGCAUAUCCUCCCAUUAACCAGACUGGCCACGCCCAUCUCGCACCGCAAUUCGCUCACGAUCGAACGAUGUCAGCUGAUAGCGGAGCAGUUGCAGACUCCAACAUGGAUGUCGACUAUACCUCUCCACUUGGAUUGUUGGACCCUGGUGCCAUUGCGGACAUAAAUCCACAUGAAUUCGACAAAUACCUUCAACUUUCCUCUCAUCGAGGCUCGGCAACCGUCGGCAGAUACCAAUAA
Messenger RNA from Strongylus vulgaris, 1182 nucleotides. Lineage: Eukaryota; Metazoa; Nematoda; Chromadorea; Rhabditida; Strongylidae. The record is from the annotation of a GenBank genome assembly.